Molecule: messenger RNA, 3046 nt
Organism: Felis catus (domestic cat)
Lineage: Eukaryota; Metazoa; Chordata; Mammalia; Carnivora; Felidae
Gene: CHRM4
Product: cholinergic receptor muscarinic 4
Exons: 2
Coding region: 416-1852 (478 amino acids)
Biological process (GO): regulation of locomotion; chemical synaptic transmission; G protein-coupled receptor signaling pathway, coupled to cyclic nucleotide second messenger
Cellular component (GO): plasma membrane; synapse; dendrite
Molecular function (GO): G protein-coupled acetylcholine receptor activity; G protein-coupled serotonin receptor activity
Source: RefSeq, a predicted model, not a curated record
AAGCCGUACUGUUGACCGUGGGCGGUGCCCCACCGUGCCCGAGCUGGGAGCUGCCGGCCGGUUCCAGUGAGGGGCGCGCGUAGCUGGGGUCCCCGACGCCCCGGGUGGUGCCCCCCGAGCGUCGCAGUUGGGUGGCCGGUCCGGGGCGGGCGGCGCGGCCCCACCAGGAUUGGCUGCUUCCCCGUGACAUCACGCGGCUCGGGGAAAAGUGCGAGCGUGAGCGCGAGUCGAAGCCACAGCGCCGGGAGCUGCGGGCGGAGCAGGGGCCGCCCCUUGGCACCCCGUCCCCGCCCCCGGCCCGGCCGUGCGCCCCGCCCGCUGGCCCACGGGCCGCCCGCUGGUCCUGCCGUCUGUCAGGUGCGAGGGGACCGGGGCGGAGGUGUCUGACACUGCCCGCCCACUACCGCUAACCAAAAUGGCGAACUUCACACCAGUCAACGGCAGCUCGGGCAACCAGUCUGUGCGCUUGGUCACAUCGACCCAUAACCGCUACGAGACGGUGGAGAUGAUAUUCAUCGCCACGGUGACAGGCUCGUUGAGCCUGGUGACUGUCGUGGGCAACAUCCUGGUGAUGCUGUCUAUCAAGGUCAACAGGCAGCUGCAGACGGUCAACAACUACUUCCUCUUCAGCCUCGCGUGUGCCGAUCUCAUCAUAGGCGCUUUCUCCAUGAACCUCUACACCGUGUACAUCAUCAAGGGCUACUGGCCUCUGGGCGCCGUGGUCUGUGACUUAUGGCUGGCCCUGGACUACGUGGUGAGCAACGCCUCUGUCAUGAACCUUCUCAUUAUCAGCUUUGACCGGUACUUCUGCGUCACCAAGCCCCUCACCUACCCGGCCCGGCGCACCACCAAGAUGGCGGGCCUCAUGAUCGCCGCUGCCUGGGUCCUGUCCUUCGUGCUCUGGGCACCUGCCAUCUUGUUCUGGCAGUUUGUGGUGGGCAAGCGGACCGUGCCAGACAACCAGUGCUUCAUCCAGUUCCUGUCCAACCCAGCAGUGACCUUCGGCACAGCCAUCGCUGCCUUCUACCUGCCCGUGGUCAUCAUGACGGUGCUCUACAUUCACAUCUCCCUGGCCAGUCGCAGCCGGGUUCACAAGCACCGGCCCGAGGGCCCUAAGGAGAAGAAGGCCAAGACUCUGGCCUUCCUCAAGAGCCCCCUGAUGAAGCAGAGCAUCAAGAAACCCCCACCGGGGGAAGCCGCUCAAGAGGAGGUGCGCAACGGCAAGCUAGAGGAGGCGCCCCCACCGGUUCUGCCACCGCCGCCGCGCCCGAUGGCCGACAAGGACACUUCCAAUGAGUCCAGCUCCGGCAGUGCCACGCAGAACACCAAGGAACGACCACCCACAGAGCUGUCCACCACAGAGGCCACCGCGCCUGCCAUGCCCGCCCCUCCCCUACAGCCGCGGGCCCUCAACCCGGCCUCCAAAUGGUCCAAGAUCCAGAUUGUGACAAAGCAGACGGGCAACGAAUGCGUGACAGCCAUCGAGAUCGUUCCCGCCACACCAGCUGGCAUGCGUCCGGCGGCCAACGUGGCCCGCAAGUUCGCCAGCAUUGCCCGCAACCAGGUGCGCAAGAAGCGGCAGAUGGCGGCCCGGGAGCGCAAGGUGACACGGACCAUCUUUGCCAUCCUGCUGGCCUUCAUUCUCACCUGGACGCCCUACAACGUCAUGGUCCUGGUGAACACCUUCUGCCAGAGCUGCAUUCCCGACACGGUGUGGUCCAUCGGCUACUGGCUCUGCUACGUCAACAGCACCAUCAACCCUGCCUGCUAUGCCCUCUGCAAUGCCACCUUUAAAAAGACCUUCAGGCACCUGCUGCUGUGCCAGUAUCGGAACAUCGGCACUGCCAGGUAGGCAGGCAAGGGUGCCCCAGAAGGUGCUGGUGGUCACGUGUGUGUGCUGAGCCAUGUGGUCUCUCCCGUGGCUGUCAGGGAGAGAUUUGGAAGCAUCUCUCCGUGUUCACGUUCGCUGAAGAGAACUGAGGUCCCCAAGACCCCGUGAGGCUCAGGAAGAAUCUCUGGCAGGAUUCAGAGAGACCAGAUCUCUGCUCAGGCUGAGGAGGGUCAGCCCCAGAAGCGUCUGAACCAAGACUGCCUGGCCCACCUCUGUUGCCCUGCCUCAGGGAGCUGGGAGGCACUGGCCUCCUGGGGCACCUGCCCCACUGUGACCAACCAGCAUGGCUGAAAUAAUGACAUCUGGAGGGAAGUAAAAGCCCAGAAUCCCCCUCGGGAGGAGCAAAGGAGCCACUGCUUUGGAAAGGAAGCUUCAGAAGGGAGUGGAAGGCUAGGGUCCCCCAUUGUGCCGUCGUUGGUGCUUUCUCCCUGCUGCACCCCGCAUGUAGGCUCAGCCCCUCCUCCCGGGUCCCGUUCCAGGGGCAGAGCUCUCCCCUUGCUGCAGCUGUUCAGCCAGGCUCUGGGUGGGUGGGCUCUCAGGGCCCCUUGCCACAUGCCCCUCGCAGCCCUGCACGUUCAGGAUGGGGUAGCUGGGAGGUCAGGGGUGCACACUCAGGAACUGAGGUCUGGCUUCCUGAGGUCCCAUGCUGAGCAGAGAGGCCCAACGGAUUCUGAAGAGUUCUCCCAGCAGGCUUCUGCAGUGAGGGAGGCCUGGGUCACAGGCGAGAAUGGGGGCGGACUUGACCGUCACAGGCUUCAGUGACAGCGAGGGCCGGGCCGUACCAAAAGGCCUUUGGUUGAGUGUGGCUGACAUGGGGAGUGUCAGUUCUAGGGAAUCUUCCAGGUUCCCUCCCAGUCCUGGUGUGGCCCCUGGAAAGACCAGACUGAAAGGCUCAGGUGACUUGAUGGGGGUCCCCUUUCAGGAGUCAGUAGGGGCCCUGGGAGAAAUUUUCAUAACCGUUCUGCUUUUCCCAUGAGCUCUGGGGAGCAUUCACCGCCAAGCCCCCCCCCCCCCCCGGCCCCUAAAAGCCACAGUUCCCACAGCCUUUCCCUUUCCUUCACCAGUUCCUGCCCCAACAAAUUACCACAGCAAACUCCCUGGGAAGGGGCUUUUAUAUAUUAAAAGAAAAGCUUUUAUUGGGGGGAAAAAACACAA